UUUUUUAGAUUCUUUACUGCUGUAUAUGUAGAAGUUGCUCGACUGGUCAUUUUUACAAUAAAGCAAUCAGCUCAAACAGAGUAAAGAAAGAGAGAGAAGAAAGAAAAGAAAAAAAAAAGAGAGUGAGUGAUAGAGAGAGAGAGAAAGAGACUAUGGAUCCUGAAGGUUUCACGAGUAGCUUAUUCCGGUGGAACCCAACGAGAGCAAUGGUUCCAGCACCAUCUCCGGUUCCUCCUCCGCUGCAGCAACAGCCGCCAACACCUCAGACGGCGGCUUUUGGGAUGCGACUCGGUGGCUUAGAGGGGCUGUUUGGUGCUUACGGUAUACGUUUCUACACGGCGGCGAAGAUAGCAGAGUUGGGUUUUACGGCGAGCACGCUUGUUGGUAUGAAGGACGAGGAGCUUGAGGAGAUGAUGAAUAGUCUCUCUCAUAUCUUUAGGUGGGAGCUUCUCGUUGGUGAACGGUACGGUAUCAAAGCUGCCGUAAGAGCUGAACGGAGACGAUUGCAAGAAGAGGAAGAGGAGGAUCUUCUAGACGCCGUCACUUGCUACUCUCCGCCGCAGGUGAUUCCGGUACUCAUCAUGCUCUUGAUGCCCUCUCCCAAGAAGAUGAUUGGACAGGGUUAUCAGAGGAACCGGUGCAGCAGCAAGACCAGACAGAUGCGGCGGGAAAUAACGGCGGUUAUUGGGAGGCAGGUCAAGGAAAGAUGAAGAAACUGCAACCGCAAAGAAGGAGAAAGAAACCAAUGGUGGCAUCAGUUGAAACCGACGAUGACGGAAACGAAGGUGAGGAUGACGACGGGAUGGA
Molecule: messenger RNA, 807 nt
Organism: Camelina sativa (false flax)
Lineage: Eukaryota; Viridiplantae; Streptophyta; Magnoliopsida; Brassicales; Brassicaceae
Source: RefSeq, a predicted model, not a curated record